GUCCAUAGGAAAGCGAAAGAAGAAGUUUUGGGCUGUGGAUAUCAUUGCGUUGAUGGAGAGUUGGCCCUUCCCCGCGCAUGAAGUAUUUGAAAUAAAGCUCUCUCUGCCCUCGGUGCUCGUCUGCUCUCCUUCUUCUCUUCUUGUCUAUUACAAAAGUCUGCGACUUUUCCAAUUCUGUUGUGAUACCCAUCGAAGUUUUUUUUGUGUUCAAAUCGAAUUUCAAAAGAUAUCAACAUUGUCACCAUGUCUCUCACAGCAAAGAUCGAGACCCCCAGCAUCACGUACGAGCAACCGUUGGGCUUGUACAUUGACGGCAAGUGGGUGAAGGGUGUCGAGGGCAAGACCUUUGAGACCAUCAACCCCACCAACGAGAAGCCCAUCAUCGCCGUCCACGAGGCCGGUCCCGAGGAUGUCGACAUCGCCGUCAAGGCUGCCCGCAAGGCUUUCAAUGGCGUCUGGGGCCAGACCCUCCCCAGUGUGCGAGGUCAGAUGCUGACCAAGCUCGCCGACCUCUUCGACGAGUACUCGGAUACCCUCGCGGCGAUUGAGUCCUUGGACAACGGCAAGGCCCUGUCCAUGGCCAAGGUCGAUGUUCAGCUGUCUUCUGGCUGCUUGAGAUACUACGGUGGUUGGGCAGACAAGAUCCACGGCAAAACCAUCGACACAGACCCAGAGACCUUCAACUACACAAGACACGAAGCCGUGGGCGUCUGCGGUCAGAUCAUCCCAUGGAACUUCCCUCUGCUCAUGUGGGCCUGGAAGAUUGGUCCUGCCUUGGCCACCGGUAACACCGUUGUCUUGAAGACUGCUGAACAGACACCUCUGUCCGGUCUGUUUGCCGCCACUCUCUGCGAGAAGGCUGGCUUCCCCGCUGGUGUCGUCAACAUCAUCUCUGGCUUCGGCAAGACCGCCGGUGCUGCCAUUGCCUCCCACAUGGACAUUGACAAGGUCGCCUUCACUGGCUCGACCGUCGUGGGCCGCACCAUCCUGCAAGCCGCUGCCAAGUCCAACCUGAAGAAGGUCACCCUCGAGCUCGGUGGCAAGUCCCCCAACAUUGUCUUCAACGACGCCAACAUUGACGACGCCAUCUCGUGGGUCAACUUUGGUAUUUUCUUCAACCACGGCCAGUGCUGCUGUGCCGGCUCCCGGAUCUACGUCCAAUCUGGCAUCUACGACAAGUUCAUCCAGGCCUUCAAGGAGCGGACCGCCAAGAACGUCGUCGGCGACCCAUUCAAGGCCGACACCUUCCAGGGCCCCCAGGUCAGCAAGCUCCAAUUCGACCGCAUCAUGAACUACAUCCAGUCCGGCAAGGAGGCUGGUGCCAAGGUCGAGACCGGUGGUGAGCGCCACGGCAACGAGGGCUACUUCAUCCAACCGACUAUCUUCUCCAACGUCAGCGAGGACAUGAAGAUCAUGCAAGAAGAGAUCUUCGGCCCCGUCUGCGCCAUCAGCAAGUUCGAGACCGAGGACGAGGUGAUCCGGCUGGGCAACGAGACCACCUACGGUCUCGCCGCGGCCGUGCACACGACCAACCUCAACACCGCCCUCCGCGUGGCCAACGCCCUCAAGGCCGGCACCGUCUGGGUCAACAACUACAACAUGCUCAGCCACCAGGUGCCCUUCGGCGGCUUCAAGGAGUCUGGUAUCGGCCGUGAGCUCGGCAAGUAUGCCCUGUCCAACUACACCCAGGUCAAGUCCGUCAGGAUCCGACUUGGCGGUGCCCUCUUUGGAUAAACAGGGUCACAGCAACCUCCAAACCAAAAAAGAAAAAGAAAAAUCUCAAAAAGAAAGGGAAGAGCAGUAGUCAUGACGAAGAGAAACGAAACAGUUUUUGUCACGCAAAGUCAAAAGGCAUGGAUGGUGAGAUGUGGAUGUCGGAAUCCUGUCGAAGAAUGGUCCUCCUUUCCAGGUUCCUUCGUUCUAGCACGCACAGCUUGGGGCUAGUUUUACAUCCUAUGCACGGGGCUGGCGCUGCCGGGUUCAAAAUCUUGCGGGUUCUGCUGGCUCGCCUAGUUAUGUAGGCAGUCCUCUUGCUGCAUGUAAAAUGGAUAAUGAAGAGUUUAUGAACAUCUGAUGCGCGAAACUUCUAGCACGACAGUUCUCUUGACGUACUUGCUUUGGGG
Messenger RNA from Cladophialophora immunda, 2123 nucleotides. RefSeq names its product aldehyde dehydrogenase. Lineage: Eukaryota; Fungi; Ascomycota; Eurotiomycetes; Chaetothyriales; Herpotrichiellaceae. Gene Ontology annotation, molecular function: aldehyde dehydrogenase (NAD+) activity. The record is from RefSeq and is a predicted model, not a curated record. The transcript has 2 exons. Bases 244 to 1734 code for a protein of 496 amino acids.